CCGAUUCAGUACGYCAUAACUCGUCCGGCUGUUCAAGUUGUUCGUUCUUGCGCGCGCAAACGAAAACGCACACACGUYGAAUCUGCUCACCCGCGCUCACGUAACGUCGUUCGGCCGUCGGUUUUUUAAAUUUUUUUCGUUAGUUUGUUUCGGAGUUUUGCCAUCAACAAGAAAGUGUAAAAAAAAAAUUAUAAGACGUCGCAUCGCCAACGAUUCGUGGGACGAAAAUUYGCGAGUGCGCUACAUGUUUGCUCUCGAUAGUGGUUGGAUAGACGAAAGAUAGUUAAUUGAAUUUAUUCAAUCRAAUUCCAUCGUGACUUCGUUGUCACCGUGCCGUUUAGGAAAAUAAUAAUAAUACUGUGGUAAGAACUUUUGUCUCAUAGUUUUAGCCGCAGUCGGAAACAUAAUAUUAUACCCGAUACCGUUCCCGCGGUUUUCCGUCACAUAUCGGGUCGUUUUCGAUUUCRUUUCACGGGGUUUUCCUUUUUGAUUUUUUUCUCACCGUUUUCGCGUAAGACAUGUCGUUGACAUGACCGCGUUCCCACAAGAUUUUCGCCAUCAACAAUGUCUUCUUCGUCUGGUGUCGCCGAUCCCGAGCCGGACACUAUGAUACAGGACAACAUCGCCGCGGCGUACGCGCCGUCCGGUUACUCGAUAACUGAAGACUUUAAGUUACAAACCCAUGGUCUGGACUCACCGCAUCAUCAGGGCUUGUACGGAGGCCUUGGUCACUCACCCACUUCCGGUUCACCUUGCUCUGUGUACGCUUACCAGCCGUACCACCGAAACUACGUCGCCGGCCAGUUCCAUCAGUCGACGGCCGUCGAAAUCCAACAGCAGCAACAGCAGCAGAUACCAGUAACCCAAAUGGUGGUACCACCUUCGCUGUCAGCGCAAAAGUCUCCGGACGAUGCGGCUUGUUGGCUGCAGCAUAAUGGAGGUGGAUCGGCUUUCGAACACCACCUGCACCACCAACAGCAGCUGUCAUCGGCGUACCAAUCUCAUCAUCAGCAGCGGCAGCAGGAUACCAACGGUAUGACUGGAAGCAGCCAACAGCAGCAGCAGCAACAACAACAGACGUCUAAGAUGACGCAGCAACAGCAACAGAAGGCGGUCAAAGAGCAACGGAUCCGGAGACCCAUGAACGCGUUCAUGGUAUGGGCAAAGGUGGAGCGGAAAAAGUUAGCUGACGAAAAUCCUGACUUGCAUAACGCUGAUCUCAGCAAGAUGCUCGGGAAAAAAUGGCGAAGUCUGACGCCACAGGACCGUCGGCCAUACGUGGAGGAAGCUGAACGGUUGAGAGUGAUCCACAUGCAAGAACACCCCAACUACAAGUACAGGCCCCGACGCAGGAAGCACAACAAGCAGCGGGCGGGCUCGCCGACUUCCGUGGUCGGUGUGUCAGCGGCGGUGGCGCAGGGUGGCUCCGGACACUCGCCCACGUCCCGGCGCCCCAACUCAGCGGGCCAAGUCAAAUUGGUCCAAUACCCGUCCAGCUCGCCGUACCAGAGCUCGUCGUCGUACUCGUCACCGGCCAUCCACCAGCAGCAGCCGUACGCGUACCAGCCGUACAGCCCAUCCAAGACGACGUCGCCGUACUACCCAAACAGCGAGAGCCCGUAUUCGCCUGUCCGCGUGUCCGAGGUCAUCACUCCCGAGUCUUCGCCCACGUGCAGCCCCGACCCGGAUAAACCCACCUGCCCGGCCGCGGCCAUCGACGAGACGGGCAGCGGCGGCGGACAGGCCCCAGACGGUGGACUGCUGCAGCAGCGAUCGGCCAGCAAGACGCCCACGCUUCCCACGCCCGAGCUGUCGCCCAUGGAACCGGCCACGGGCGCAGGCAAAGACCCGCACCACCACUCGCUUCACCAUCAACACCACGGCCACCAACACUUGCACCACCCGUAUCAUCGGACCGACGUCGUCAAGUACGAAAUCGACGACUUUGGCGGCUAUUACGGKGGCGGUGGUGGACARAAACAGCUGAACAWCAAUAACAAUCACCACCGGCAAUUCAACAACAACAUUCAGACGUCGUCUUAUCAACCGGCUCCCGGUUCAAUAGCAGCCAUGGGUGUGGCCAAGGGCAUGGUGAUGAUGUGCACCAAUCAGCGAUUGGCGUACGAGCACAACAACAUCGUGACCGGUACGUUUUACCCUCCGAUAGCCACAUCUCAAGAUCAGCAGGUUCUAGGACCCAACUCACAACACCACCAACAACAGCAACAACAACAACAACAACAACAACAACAACAACAGCAGCAGCAGCAGCCGCAUUACGCCAACAGGCCGUUCUAUUCGACAAGCGGACUUCACGUCGCUGGCACUGCCGUUUAUACGAGUGGCCUUUCGUCGGCCGCGACCAUCACGGCCGGCAGAUCUCCAUCUGAUGGAUACCACGCCGCCGGAAGUAUAUUGCAGCAGCAGCAGCAGCAGCAGCAGCAAGAAGACCACCACCACAACUUGCAAGGCUUACAACAGCACAGACAACAGUCGACGGGCAACGACUUCCACGGAGGCGGUGGUGGCACGGGACGAGGCGGUGGUGGUGAAAUCAUCGAUAUGAACUUCGACCAUCACCAAUCGCCAUCAGAAAUGUUGUUGGCCAACCUUCAGCGGCCCAGAUCUCAGCAGUCCGACAUCGCGGUUGACGCGUCGUCGUCUGCCGGAGCCAGCUCCGAACUCGAUCGGUACUUAAAGUACAUGGCCCAACAGCCAGACAACAAUCACAACUAUCAGCAACAGCAGCAACAACACAACAUUAUGUUUGCCGGCAUACAACAAUCGCAGCACCAACAGCAACAGCAACAACAACAACAACAACAACAACAACAACAACACCAUCACCAUCUCCAGCAGCAGCAACAGCAACAACAGUACAACUCUUACUACGCGCCGGCAGUGGUGCAACACGUCGUGCACCAGGACGUGCACCAUCACCACCAACAGCACCACGGUGCGUCUUAUCUGCUCAACAACUGUGGUAUAAAAAGCGAGUUUGGCGGUUACGCGACCCUGGACGGUCUACCGCCCCAACACUAUCCUGACGUGCAGAACGUCCCGGCCACGGCCAAUAUGCAGAGCGUGGCCGCAGCCGCAGCCGCCGCGCACCCUAGAGGAGUAUUAAAAUAG
This is a messenger RNA of Diuraphis noxia (Russian wheat aphid), 3132 nucleotides long. RefSeq lists its product as uncharacterized. The record is from RefSeq and is a predicted model, not a curated record. Gene Ontology annotation, molecular function: RNA polymerase II cis-regulatory region sequence-specific DNA binding; DNA-binding transcription activator activity, RNA polymerase II-specific. Gene Ontology annotation, biological process: positive regulation of transcription by RNA polymerase II; cell differentiation. Gene Ontology annotation, cellular component: nucleus. NCBI's taxonomy places the organism in Eukaryota, Metazoa, Arthropoda, Insecta, Hemiptera, Aphididae.